AUGGCCCCCUCAGAGCUCGCGUGGCAGGCGGAGGACGUGGACGAGUACGGCUGCCGCUCCACGGCGCCGUGGCCCGCGAGCGGCGCCGCGGGCCUGGAGCUGCGCCCCAAGCUGGGGACGGGCUGGGCUCAGCUCUGCGAGCUGCGGCCUGGGGCGGAGUCGAGGCUCGUGGCGGACGUCGUCUUUGACUCGCUCGGCCGCCGCUGGGUCCGCGAGCUGCUGCCGAGCGGCCGAGAGCAGCGCCACGACCUCCCGGGCGCGGUGCGGCUGCGCUGGGAGAAGGCGACCUUCGAAAGCCCCGAGCCGCAGUUGGCGCUGUACACGAAUUCAGCAUUUGUGGGCCGCUUCGAUGUCUGCUUGCUUCCCCCGCCUGGGCCUGGAACAUUGCAGAGCCCGCCGCCCGCCCACGCGCAACUCCAAGCCCGAAUCGACCAGCUCACGGCGGAGCUUGAGACGGAGAAGCUGCAGAAGGCGGAGAUCCAGCAGGAGAAGCAGAAAUUGCAGCAGCAGCUGGACGAGUCCAAGCGCCAAGAGGAAACACAGAAAGUCGAGUCCGCUCAGCAUGAGAACAAGGCAUUGCACCAGAGGAUUGAUUCGCUGAUGGAGCAGCUUGAGACGGAGAAGCAGCAGGCGGAGAUCGUGCAAAACUUGCAGAAACAGCUGGGCGAGCUGGCGCAGCAGAAGGCAGAGGAGAUGAAGACAGUCGAGGAUUUGCAGAAAGAGAAUGAGACUCUGCAGCAGAGGAUGGCUUUGCUGACCCAGAAGGCGCAGAAGUCAGAGAUGACACGGUGCAUCUUGCAGCUGAAGGAGCAGUGCGACGCCUUUUUGGCACCCCAGCUGGAGAUUGUGCUUUAA
This is a messenger RNA of Effrenium voratum, 855 nucleotides long. Lineage: Eukaryota; Dinophyceae; Suessiales; Symbiodiniaceae. The record is from the annotation of a GenBank genome assembly.